Molecule: messenger RNA, 3079 nt
Organism: Nanorana parkeri
Lineage: Eukaryota; Metazoa; Chordata; Amphibia; Anura; Dicroglossidae
Gene: CCDC66
Product: coiled-coil domain containing 66
Exons: 19
Coding region: 127-2946 (939 amino acids)
Biological process (GO): cilium assembly
Cellular component (GO): cilium; microtubule
Molecular function (GO): microtubule binding
Source: RefSeq, a predicted model, not a curated record
UGUGUGUUUGAGCCGUGCCAGCAACCAACGUACACAGUGCGGAGUCCGGGAAGUGCUGAGCUCAGGAUGCCUGCGGCCAGUGAGGAGACUGGAGGCUGACAGUGCGCGGUACCCGGGGCCCCCUGAAUGAGAGCGAGGGGAGCGGAGGCCAUGAACCUGGGGGAUGGAUUGAAGCUUGAAACGCAGAUUCUGAAUGGCAAAACCAAGCUCAUCUUGGCACCCUAUGAUGCGCAGGAGAAGACAAGUAAACAGGUGGGGAACAGGGGUAAGGCGCAAAGAACGGCACUGAAAGGAAAGCACCAGCCUCAGGUCCUCCACACUGUUCAGAACAACAAUGAAAGGGCCGAGCAGCCGGUGCUGAAGUCCAGAUUUGGGAAGGUGGGCUUGGGUUCCGGGAAACCCCCUACAAAUGUUCUCAAGGAACUUGAAAACAAAAAGCACGCACCUCUUAUUCAGCAGAAUGCACAGCAGACAAAGGCGGAUGCUGGAAAGGCCAAACCAAUGCCCACAAAGUUCUCCAAUGUGCCGAAACAAAGACCCCAGGAUAAGCCAGGGAUCACUGCUGAGGAUCUGAGGGAGAGUCUGGUUUGUCUUACACAGAAGCAGUUCCAGCAGAUUUUAAUGACCAUCAAUCAGAGUAAUAAGCCAAAUGCACAGGAACAGACUGCUGAUGAAGAUAACAAGGAGACAGAGGAAGAAGAGAGCGUUGCACAACUUUUACAUCCCGAGGAGGAUGCUGGAGAAGAGAGAGAUGAAUCUCCUUCAGCCACUCAGCCAAAAGAUGUGAAAGCAGGAAACCUGUUCAGUACCCUCGGAGAACGGGAGAAAGAGAAAAGUCUGCAAGAGACAAAGAAGGCUCAGUGGAAGCGUGAGCUAGAUGAACAGGUGGCUUUAAAGAAGAAACUGAAGGAGGCUGAUCUAGAAGGAAUCAACCUGAGGCAUCGUGAAGGGAUAGAAUCUUCUGUUUCAGAAAGGACACCUUAUUCUAAUACUCCUCUGAAUGAUUACAGUACUCCGGAUUCCAUGCUCCCGAGCACAGAGACAACAGAUUCUUCACCUAUUGAAAGAGCAUCAAGUUUUAGUUCUCCGGAGCUUCCCGCUGCGAUCCGGUGUGCGUUUGUUAUGGGGGAAGCAGCACCGCUAGAUCAUCCAUUUAGUGCUGUGAAACGCCAGCAGCAAAAGAAAUGGCUGGAAGAGCUGAACAAGCAAAGAGAGGAAGAUGCGCUGCGCAAAAUGCAAGAGAAGAAAAAGAUUCAAGAGGCUGAGCAACAGGAUCUCUGGGCAAUGCAUUUUGAUUCAUUUAAGAAGGUGGUGGAUAAUCAAACUCCUGUGUAUCAAAACACUGCUGAUGUUCAGCUGUCUGCAAAUCCUUCUUCCUCAUUGGAACCAGGACUAGCAGAGUAUCAGCGGACUCCUGCUUUAACUGAUGUCCAGCAAGAACAGCCAGAAACAAGGAUGUCAACAGAGGAAGAAUAUUUUCACAGUCAGAAAGCGGGGUUUCUACGUACCAUGACAGCCCUGUUAGAUCCUGCACAGAUUGAUGAAAGAGAUCGGAGGAGGCAGAAGCAGCUGGAGCAUCAGAAAGCUAUAGCGGCUCAGGUUGAAGAAAAGCGUAAGAGAAAACAGUUGGAAGAUGAGCAAAGACAGCAGGAGGAACAAGAGGAAGAGCGGCGGCUGGCAAAAGAACAGGAGCAGAUACAAAAGCAGUAUGAGCAAGAUAUCUUUCGACAGAAACAAAAAGAGGAUGUUGUAAACUUGAAGACCAGAGAACUGUAUCAAAGUAUGCAGAGGGCCCAGGAGGAGGCUCAGCGUCUGAAACAGGAGCAGCUAUUGCGGCAUUUACUGAAAAAAGGACAUGAUAUCUCCAACCUGCAGAAGAACGCAGAAGGUGAAGCCGUCCACUUGGAUACCAGCAGGGCUGCUAGUCGCACCAGUGAGAACAUACCGGAGGGCUCUCGGAAUGGGUCCAACAGUGUUAUGAAACCCAGUGUUACAGCAUUACUCUCCCCCAGGAGAGACACAGCAGUUCAGACAGAUGAUCUGGAUACUAGGUUAAAGCCUGAAUCUGUUUCUAAUGGGGCUUCCUGGAGACAACAUCAGAAUGCCUCUCCUGAUAUACCUGUGGAAUUCACCUACCAACAGACAAAGGCUGAACAGCCCGGGAAGAAGGUAAAGUCUCAGAGAGACAGAAGUGAAUCUACAAAAGAAAACAUCAUUGAUGACAUUUACGACCAGUAUGCAAGAACAGAAAAGCAGACCAGGGAACCUGGAAGAAAACCUGACUGGAACAGAAACAGGCCUCCAAAGAAGUAUGUCCCAGCUUCUGAGAGGUACCCCAGAGGACUGCAGAAACAGAGGGAGGAAAGUAAAGUCAGGCGACAGAUGGAGCUCCUACAUUUGGUGGAUAGGAACUCUUCCAAUAACCUCAGUACCAGGAAAGGGAUUUCUCCAGAAAGGUCCCCUGUUCCUCGAGAGGAUGCCAAAAUCUCCCACCCUCCAGAGGAAAUCAGACCUGCACUUGAAGCUCAAAAGGAGGAAAAAUUUCAGAAAGUUGACCCAUAUUUCAAAAGGAAACCAAAUGUAACUCCCGUCCCUCCCAUUUCCACCCAGAUGAAUCUCUCUCCAGAACUGGACAAACCCGAACCCCAGAGACCACCUUCCUCCCAAUUUGUACCAUAUGUUAGGACAAAGGAGAUCUACUAUCUGGACCCUGAUGCACCAAUGUCAAGACCAUCAACACAUGACCCCCAGUACAAGCGGGCCGCUGGUGACCAAGAAUCACGACAGAUAUUCAGCUCUGACCAUGCCAGGGACCCCUUGCUGAAUCCUAACGUCAUCAGAAACAAGGAUCGCCAGCAAGCAAUACUGAGAGGGCUAUCUGAGCUAAGGAAGGGUUUGCUUCAGAAACAAAGGGAGCUGGAGACCGGCUUGAUGCCUGAUGUGUAAGAUGAUGGACCAGACAGCUCUCCGGCUGUCCAUUAUAUAAUGUAGAGAUGUGUUUGUGGAUAUUUGUUAAAUUAUAUAUAGAACGCACUGUUAAAUUAUCAAUGUGUUUGCGGUUGUGUCUAUUUAUCAGACC